Molecule: messenger RNA, 15190 nt
Organism: Coregonus sp. 'balchen'
Lineage: Eukaryota; Metazoa; Chordata; Actinopteri; Salmoniformes; Salmonidae
Source: the annotation of a GenBank genome assembly
AUGACUCGUGACGUAGGUAGCUAGUUUCUGCUAAAGGGACAAGUACACAGAAUAAAGAACAAACAUUUAUCAUUGAAAUAGUUAAUAUAGCUAGUAGUUAUGUAAACUGUCAUUUUGUACUUGUUUCAUACAGGGCACAAGUGCAGAACAGGACAAUCGCUUCAGCAACAAGCAGAAGAAACUUCUAAAGCAACUGAAAUUUGCAGAAUGUCUGGAAAAGAAGGUAUGAUAAACAACAACAUCAACACAUCAGCUUUUAGCACAUCUUCUAAUUGAAUGCUCAGUGUCAAUGUCCCCACAACUAAAUAUAUGGUAUUGGCUGUAGCGUCAGUAUUGCCUGAUUUUGGUUUAAGUGUGUAAUGGGUUUGAGUUGGUAAUUGUUUUGAACUUCUUCCUGAUUCUUCCUCCCCUAGGUGGAUAUGACCAAGGUGAACCUGGAGGUCAUCAAACCUUGGAUCACUCAGCGAGUGACGGAGAUCCUGGGGUUCGAGGAUGAUGUCGUCAUAGAAUUCAUAUUUAACCAGCUGGAAGAAAAGGUAAUUAUAUUGACUCCAAUUCCUCCCUGUUCUUGUACAUACAUCAGAUGUUUUUACUUAAUGAGGAAAAGAUAGGUUGAUGUAACAAAGUAUAUUGCUUAGAAAAUACGCAAUAUAAAUGCAGAUGGGGAAAGAGCUACCACCGGUGUCCAGUGUAAAGAAAAAUACAUAUUUUGAAUAACACAAAGUUGUUGCUGUGAUAUGUGACGAAGUGCCUUUGUGCCACAGUUUUCUAAUGAUGAUGUGAUUUAUGAUUCAAAAGGCCUGAACCAAUAUCGAUGUUAUACCUUGCAUCAGAAGUAUAGCACCAACACCUUAUUAGCUCUCUGCUGAGCCCAAAGUGUCACUGAGCCCAACUCCCUGAUGCAGUGUGUGGUUUGAGGUGAGUUAUGGUCAGGGAUCAACAUCAACAUGCUAGUGAUAGAAACACUUGGACAAUGCCAUGCCAUUUUCUCCAUAUACCUUUGAAUUGCGCCACUAGUUUGGCUUUAUAUGUCCUCUGUAUCCUGUCUUUGGAGGGUGAUUUAAAGUUGAGAGGAUACAAUGAAAUUGUUAGGCUAUUGAUCCUCAUUUUAUUGGAGUAGAGACUGACAUCCUGUAGUAUCUUCAUUCUGGGCUGUGGGAAAAACAGUGCUUUAAAGAUUAUUACCAAGCCCACAAAGUGAUUUUUUGGAAUAUUGCAAUGCACAUGGACCCUAUUCUGCAUAAAUGAUAAGUUGCGUCAGUGCACUUGUUGUCCAGGUUUUCCCUCCAGUUUGUUAGAUUUCAUUGCCCCUCCUUGAAAUUGCCCUCAAUUUUGGAAGUCCAAUCGCAUGGUUAAAAUUAUACUUGUGCGUUAUACUUGCCUUGAGGUUUUUUCCACAUAAGUAGCGUUUGGCCUAUAAAACAUGACUUCAAGGGGAAAUUUGAUAUAAUACACUGGAUGAAACCUUGGAUAUAGAAAAAGGAAAUGUUUAACUUUAUUGAUAGCCUUAUAGUUCAUUAACAACUUCUUUUUAUGAAUGGUGCAUGACUCACAGCAACCCUAGGAUGAUUUUUAUUCAUACUAAGUUGUUGCUGCAAUCUCGUAAAGGUAUUAUCUGUUUUAGUGAACUUAGCCUAAUACUGGGAGGAAAAAUACAUUAAACUACGUCUUACCAAUUUUAUUUAAUUUCUGUACAAUUAUGUUUGGUUGGGUUUUUAAGCUAAAUGCUGUAACAACACAGUAAUGAUAAAAGGCCUUAUUAAUCAUUAUUAGUGAGAUAAAAGGGUAUCUAACUUUCAUUCUUGACUUAAGAUGUUGAAAUAAAACCCCUUUCAAAUGUCUUGUGCACUCAUUAUUGCUUGUUCGUCUCUUGCAAUUUAGAUAAAUGAUAUAACAAUAAACUCAAGGUGGUUGAGUCUCAAGCAGUAGGGAGGCGGAAGCAAGCCAAGGGAGCGUCUCUUUCUGCAGGAGACUCGGGCGCUCCAUACCCACUGAUCCCGCGGGACACACUGAAGACACCGGGACUGUACUUGCAGUGUUGGGUUUUGAUGCACUCUGUUUUGUGGAUAUCUGUUAAUCUCUCAAAGAAUAGACUGUGGGGAGACCGAGAACAACAGGACAGGAAGACUAGUUAUUUUUUAUCAAGAUUAAUGACAAUAAUGGUGAUGGGUGGGAUAGUUAGAUAUUUAUUGAUUUUAUUAGAGGAUAUUUUAUGAAGGGUAAGUCAGCCUUGAUGCAUGCAGUGGGGGUCCUUUACAUGGAUGAUGUAGUACUUUUGUCUCCCCUCAGCUAUUCUCAGUUUCGGGUUUCAAUGACAUAACUAAUGGGGUGGAGAUAAGGAAUCACAGCCUCAAGUCAACAAAAGUCUGUUAGGUUGCAAUGAAUCAGUGUGCUUUGGGGCCCAGGGGUCAUAUACUGUAGCUAUUGUCUUUUGUUAUGAAGAUGGCUGUUAUUUAGCAGGCAGGUGUAGCUUAGUGAGGAAACAAAGGGAAGGCAGUCGCCUGAGCGAGACCCCCCCCCCCCCCCUCGCUCUUGCGAGUUCUCCCUCCAUGUUAAAUUGGUGUGUUGUCUUUCUCUCCCCCUUGGUGUGUGUGUUGCAGCACCCGGACAGUAAGAUGAUGCAGAUCAACUUGACCGGCUUCCUGAAUGGGAAGAAUGCCAGAGAGUUUAUGAGGGACCUGUGGCCUCUGCUGCUCAGUGCUCAGGACAACAUCGCCGGUAUCCCCUCCGCCUUCCUAGAGCAGAAGAAAGAGGAGAUCAAACAGAGACAGGUGAGCAACGAGACACAAUCACCACAUUGUUGUCAGGCACAUGUAUUUGUACAGUGUUUUACUACUUUGGCCUCGCAUGUACUUGUCUGUGGAACACUGGUCACUUUAAUAAUAUUUACAUACUGUUUUACUCAUUUCAUAUGUGUAUACUGUAUUCUAGUCAAUGCCAUUCCGAAAUUGCUCGUACUAAUAUUCCAUUAUUUUACUUUUAGAUUUGUGUGAAUUGUUAGAUACUACUGCACUGUUGGCGCUAGGAACACAAGCAUUUCGCUACACCCGCAAUAACAUCUGCUAAAUAUAGUGGGGAGAACAAGUAUUUGAUACACUGAUUUGAACUGAUUUUGCAGGUUUUCCUACUUACAAAACAUGUAGAGGUCUGUAAAUUUUAUCAUAGGUACACUUCAACUGUGAGAGACGGAAUCUAAAACAAAAAUCCAGAAAAUCACAUUGUAUGAUUUUUAAGUAAUUCAUUUGCAUUUUAUUGCAUGACAUAAGUAUUUGAUACAUCAGAAAAGCAGAACUUAAUAUUUGGUACAGAAACCUUUGUUUGCAAUUACAGAGAUCAUACGUUUCCUGUAGGUCUUGACCAGGUUUGCACACACUGCAGCAGGGAUUUUGGCCCACUCCUCCAUACAGACCUUCUCCAGAUCCUUCAGGUUUCGGGGCUGUCGCUGGGCAAUACGGACAAUAGAUUUUCUAUUGGGUUCAGGUCUGGAGACUGGCUAGGCCACUCCAGCACCUUGAGAUGCUUCUUAUGGAGCCACUCCUUAGUUGCCCUGGCUGUGUGUUUCGGGUCGUUGUCAUGCUGGAAGACCCAGCCACGACCCAUCUUCAAUGCUCUUACUGAGGGAAGGAGGUUGUUGGCCAAGAUCUCGUGAUACAUGGCCCCAUCCAUCCUCCCCUCAAUACGGUGCAGUCGUCCUGUCCCCUUUGCAGAAAAGCAUCCCCAAAGAAUGAUGUUUCCACCUCCAUGCUUCACGGUUGGGAUGGUGUUCUUGGGGUUGUACUCAUCCUUCUUCCUCCAAACACGGCGAGUGGAGUUUAGACCAAAAACCUAUAUUUUUGUCUCAUCAGACCACAUGACCUUCUCCCAUUCCUCCUCUGGAUCAUCCAGAUGGUCAUUGGCAAACUUCAGACGGGCCUGGACAUGCGCUGGCUUGAGCAGGGGGACCUUGCGUGCGCUGCAGGAUUUUAAUCCAUGACGGCGUAGUGUUACUAAUGGUUUUCUUUGAGACUGUGGUCCCAGCUCUCUUCAGGUCAUUGACCAGGUCCUGCCGUGUAGUUCUGGGCUGAUCCCUCACCUUCCUCAUGAUCAUUGAUGCCCCACGAGGUGAGAUCUUGCAUGGAGCCCCAGACCGAGGGUGAUUGACCGUCAUCUUGAACUUCUUCCAUUUUCUAAUAAUUGCGCCAACAGUUGUUGCCUUCUCACCAAGCUGCUUGCCUAUUGUCCUGUAGCCCAUCCCAGCCUUGUGCAGGUCUACACUUUUAUCCCUGAUGUCCAUACACAGCUCUCUGGUCUUGGCCAUUGUGGAGAGGUUGGAGUCUGUUUGAUUGAGUGUGUGGACAGGUGUCUUUUAUACAGGUAACGAGUUCAAACAGGUGCAGUUAAUGCAGGUAAUGAGUGGAGAACAGGAGGGCUUCUUAAAGAAAAACUAACAGGUCUGUGAGAGCUGGAAUUCUUACUGGUUGGUAGGUGAUCAAAUAUUUGUCAUGCAAUAAAAUGCAAAUUAAUUACUUAAAAAUCAUACAAUGUGAUUUUCUGGAUUUUUGUUUUAGAUUCCGUCUCUCACAGUUGAAGUGUACCUAUGAUAAAAAUUACAGACCGCUACAUGUUUGUAAGUAGGAAAACCUGCAAAAUUGGCAGUGUAUCAAAUACUUGUUCUCCCCACUGUAUGUGUAUGCCACCAAUAAGAUUUUGCUUUGUUGCAGAUUGAGCAGGAGAAGCUCGCCUCUCUGAAGAAGAUUGAUGAGAAGAAGGAAAAGGAAAACAAAGAGAACAGAGAAAGGGAGAGCCCCAGAAGGUGAGAGAAAUCACAUUCAAUAAAAUCCCUUGCAGUCAACCUCAAUCGAAAUGUUUAAAGAUGGUUCAUAUGGCAUUGGUUCUUAUCACAUUGUUUGUUGUCGUACAGGAGGAAGUCAAGGUCACAGUCUCCACGGCGACGGUCUCCAGUGAAGAGGGAGAGAAAGCGCAGUCACUCCCGCUCCCCGAGGCGUAAGCCCAGUCCCAGCAGCUCCCCUCCACCACCAGCCCCAGCCGUCACCCUGGCCAGUGUUACCCUACCCCAGAGCACUGAGGAGCCCCAGCCUGAGCCAGACACCUCUGAGAGCGCCGUCCCUGAGCCAGUCAUUCAAGAGGCCUCCUCCACCAGGUAAGAUGAUGGUUUGGGCACCGACUAUAUCUGGCAAUAUGCAGUAAUGUGGUUUUUCCUGACUGGUAAUUCCAGAUUUUCUACAUAAUUUAAUCAAAUUUGUGGUAUGUUUUCAUUUUCCAGUGACUUGAAGCCGGGCACUGUGGUUGUGGUACCUGACUCGGUGAUGAAGGUUAAAGAACCCUCCCCAGAUAAGGCUUCUAAAAAGGAUGAGAGGCCCAAGCCCAGGGAGAAGGACAGCAGGAGGGACAGGCCCCGCCACCACUCUCGCUCCCAUUCCCGCUCCCGUAGACGACCCAAAUCACGCUCCAGAUCUUACUCCCCACGCCGGAGGCCGAGCCCCAGGAGACGGAUGUCCCCUCGUCGUAGGAGCCCCCCCAGACGUGGCCCCCCAGGCCCCAGACACAGGCGCAGUCGCUCCCCUGUCCGCAGGUGAGUGGAGGGCCAUGCAAGUGUAGCAGAGUGCAGAAGUGUCUAUCACUGAAGCUGUCAUUAACUAGCCACCUUACCAAACAGCAUGUAAACCUGCGUUGUGGUUGAUUGUGCUCUGUUUGUCCCAUAGGCGGCGCUCUCGCUCCCAAUCAUCCUCUGGGAGCAACUCCUCCACGUCUCGCUCGUCUCAGAAGGCCAUGAAGAGAACGUCAACCACACCUCCCAGGAAACAGCCCCGCGGCCACGCAGCUGAUCCCUCCCUCAGCCCCUCCAGGAGAAGAGCCCCCAAUGGCAGCCCCUCUGGGAAGGCCCGACGCUCUGCCUCCCCUCGGGCCAGAAAGGGCCGGUCCUCAGCCUCCCCACCCAGAUCAGCUGGUAUGUUGGCUUUUCUUAAUUCUCUCCAUUCUAUAUAUAGCUACAUGCCACCCUCUCAUCCCUGCCCUAAUGUACAUUAAGUACUAUCAGAGUUUGCGAAGGGCUGUAAUGAACUUGCCCCAUCAUCCCUAUCAAACUUCCUCAUCAUCUCAAACGUGGAACUCCCUCACCUCGUCAGUGACUUCUUGUGUCACAUGAUCUGUGUGUGUGAUACACAUAUACCUUUCCUCUACACAAUCAUCCAGGGAUGGCUGUGUCUAUACAGCCAGAAGAUACUCUGCCUGUUGAACUCAAUGACCUGGAAACUUAUUUUUCAUGAUCUCAAAUCCCUGUAUCAGUUCAACCAUUGGUGUUAUACAAGCAAGUGUAUUUGUGAAUGAAUCUUGCUGGAAAGACUUUGGGCCCUAAAACGUCUUAUUGAUUUUCAGGUUCAAAGAAGAAACCAGCAUCAAGGAAUGAUUCACAGUCUCCUGUUCCAAAACCCAGGCAUUCUGAAGCAUCGGAGUCAGGUGGGUCUGCCUUCUAGUGUUUGUCUGUGUGGUGUGAUGCACCAUGGGUGUGGGUGAAUUGUUGUGUGUUUGUGUUUAGCUGUUUUCCCUAUCACCGAAUAGAGACUAACUGCUUUACGUUUCAGAGGGGGCUACCGCAGAUCCUGUGCAGCAGCGACGUCAGUAUCGCAGGCAGAAUCGGGAGACAUCUUCAGGUUAUAAGCGUUUUUAUUUGUCCCUCACCCCAUCUUUUUGCUAGCCCAGUCAGUCUCGUGUUGCACCCUGGUCUCGUGGGUCUUGAAGCUGUGCCCAAAACUACAUCUAGGUGUUUUUCCUUUUAAACAGCCACCUUAUGUUGCUACUGGGAAAUGACAUGUGCUGUCUACUUUUCGAUUGGUAACAGAUACUGGAUCAUCAUCCUCAUCAGAGGACGAUGGGUCCAAGAGGCCGGCCGGGGGACCAGCAGCGAGGAACGGGGAUGCCAGGAGGCGGCGCAGUCGCUCACCCUCCUCCCCCAGGAGACGACACAGGGACAGCUCCCCCAGGUCAGCUAUAGACGCUUUCUCCUAUCCCUCUCUCUCUUACUGUCAGGAUUCAAGUUUAGACGUUUUGCCCACAUCAAGCAUCAAUUCCUCAUUUAAAUGUUUGUUUUCCCGCUACAGAAAAAGACGUUCCCCCUCCCCUGGAGGACGCAGAUCUCCCCCACGACGUCGCAGAUCUCCCUCUCCUCCUAGACGCAGGUAAAAACCUUUUGCUACUUUUUUUUCUUUGAUUUCCUCAGUACUGAGCAUUGUUUCAAAAUUGUGCACCACACCUGAGAAUCAAAGAAUAACUCUGCUCAUAUGUCCUCCUCUGUUUCCCCAGGUCUCCCUCUCCACCUCCUCGCAGACGCUCCCCCUCACCCAGACGGUUCUCUCCCCCCAUCCAGCGGCGCUACAGCCCCACUCCCCUGGGCCCUCAGAAGAGAAGGCUAUCGGGGUCUCCCCCUCCCAAACGCCUAUCCCCGAUGCCCAAGCGCCGUCCCUCCAGGUCCCCGAAGCGCAGGAGUCCCCCUCCCCAAAAGAGACGCACACCUCCCCUCCCCACCUCUCCCCUCCGACACAGGAGGAGCCCCAUGCUCCCAUCCAACCGGCCGGGCCGGGACACUCGAUCCCCCCCUGCUGCUCACAGUAACCGCCUCUCCCGCUCCCCUGCCAACCGUGGUCGAGCCAUGCGGGGGUCCGCUAGUCCUCAGGGGUGCUUUGAUACCUCCGGCACCUCUCCACCUGGCCAGAGGCGCCAGGCGUCCCCCUCACACGGCAACAGGGCAAUCCGCAGGGUGUCCCGGACACCAGAGCCCCGCAAGAACCAGAGGUAAGCAGCUUCUAAUUGGCCUUAUUGAAGCCAAAGCGUGUGCUGCACAUUGACAAGUCACACCGCUAUUUUUAGAUGUAUGUUCCAGAUAUCACACAUUUGUAUUAUGUCUGUCCCUAUCAGAGCCUCUCAGAGCCCCCAGCCUAUGAGGAGAGUGUCAUCAAGGUCACCGUCUGGUUCCCCUAAACCAGGAGCCCUGAAGCAGCCGGCCCCAGCCUCGGGCUUCCCCUCACCAGGCCGCUCGGCCAGUGGGUCGCCAUCAGCCCCCCUGGCCAAAAAGGCCAGCAAUGGCUCUGGCAGCCCUUCUCCAAACAAGGUGAGUUUAUAGCUGCUGUCUGUUAAUAGUACGACGUGAGAUAAAUGUUUGACUCAACUAAGUGGCUAGUUGGGGAAGCAUUCUCAUGUUUCUGGGCACUAGUACCAUGAUGACUUCACUUGGUGGUCGACUGUAAAAUAGUUUAACCAAUGAAGUGCAUCAUCAUGCCCUCUUCUUGGCCCAACUGACUAAAUGAGGGUUGCUAAUGAAAUACUUAGUCACUUAUAGUCACUCUGCUUUGUCCUCUCCAUCUCAGAAUUCAGACACUGAGGCUGGAGGAAAGAAAAACAAGAAGAAGAAGAAGGAGAAGAAACACAAGAAAGAGAAGAAACACAAGAAGCACAAGAAACACAAGAAGGAGAAGAGUGGUGUGCCGGCGGCUGCUGGGGAUGGCCAGGAGAACCUGGGGAUGGAGGGGGAUGCGGAUUCCGACACCAAAAAGGUGAAGUCUACUCUUCUGAUUUACUGAGGGGGUUUAGCCUGCUUCACGUAUCAGCUCCACUAGCAUCUAAGUAGGGCUGGGCAAUGAGGACAAAAUAUCAUAUCACAAUUAUUUCUAAUUUAUGACUAUUUAGUUUUUCAAUAAUAAUGACACUAGGGCGGCAACUAAUAAAUUAUAAGUGGUUUUAAUGGGGCUUUCUCCAUUCUGAUUGUUUGAUAUAAUGGUGCCGGAGGGGAUGGCUGCUGUUUUACAGGCUCCUAACCAACUGUGCUAUUUUUUUUAUUAAUUUUUUUGCGUUGUUUGUAACUUAUUUUUAAACUUAUUGUGUACAUAAUGUUGCUGCAACCGUCUCUUAUGACCGAAAAUAACUUCUGGACAUCAGAACAGCGAUUACUCAACUCGCACUGGAUGAAGAUUCUUUCUUUAACGAGUCUGACGCGAAGGAUAUACUGCUUUCUCGGGAACGGCCCAAAUACCCGUCAUUUGCGUGAAGAAAAGGGGGGCGGAGGUCGGGCUGCCUUCUGGGAAUUCGUAGGCGAGUGAGUAAACCUCCACUACCAUCCGUUCUAUUGGCCAACGUGCAAUCAUUAGAAAACAAAAUGGAUGAUCUACGAUCAAGAAUAUCCUACCAACGGGACAUUAAUGACUGUAAAACUUAUGUUUCACUGAGUCGUGGCUGAACGAUGACACGGAUAAUAUAGAGCUGGUGGGAUUUUCCAUGCAUCGGCAGGACAGAGAAGCUACGUCUGGUAAGACGAGGGGCGUGUCUAACAGCUGGUGCGCGAUGUCUAAUAUUAAAGAAGUCUCAAAGUAUUGCUCACCUGAGGUAGAGUACCUCAUGAUAAGCUGUAGACCACACUAUCUACCAAGAGAGUUCUCAUCUAUAUUAUUCGUAGCCAUCUAUUUACCACCACAAACCGAUGCUGGCACUAAGACUGCACUCAACAAGCUGUAUAAGGCCAUAAGCAAACAAGAAAAUGGUCAUCCAGAAGCGACGCUCCUAGUGGUCGGGGACUUUAAUGCAAGCAAACUUAUAUUAGUUUUACCUAAUUUCUACCAGCAUGUCACGUGCAACCAGAGGAAAAAAAACUAGACCACCUUUACUCCACACACAGAGACUCAUACAAACCUCCAUUUGGCAAAUCUAACCUUAAUUCUAUCCUCCUGAUUCAAAACAGGAAGUACCAGUGACUCGCUCAAUAUGGAAAUGGUCAGGAUGCUAUGCUACAGGACUGUUUUGCUAGCACAGACUGGAAUAUGUUCCGGGAUUCAUCUAAUGGCAUUGAGGAUUAAACCACCUCAGUCAUCGGCUUCAUCAUUAAGUGCAUCGACGACGUCGUCCCCACAGUGACCGUACGUACAUAUCCCAGCCAGAAGCCAUUGAUUACAGGCAACAUCCACAUCGAGCUAAAGGCUAGAGCUGCCGCUUUCAAGGAGCGGGACACUAAUCUGGACAUUUAUAAGAAAUCCCGCUACACCCUCUGACGAACCAUCAAACAGGCAAAGCAUUAAUACAGGACUAAGAUUGAAUCCUACUCUACCGGCUCGUCGGAUGUGGCAGGGCUUGAAAACUAUUACAGACUACAAAGGGAAACCCAGCCACGAGCUUCCCAGACGAGCUAAAUGCCUUUUUAUGCUCGCUUCGAGCCAAGCAACACUGAAGCAUGCAUGAGAGCACAAGCUGUUCCGGACGACUGUGUGAUAACGCUCUCUCGGUAGCCGGUGUGAGCAAGACCUUUAAACAGUUUAACAUUCACAAAGCCGCGGGGCCAUUUUCAGCCUCUCCCUGACAGUCUGUAAUACCUACAUGUUUCAAGCAGACCACCAUAGUCCCUGUGCCCAAGGAAGCGAAGGUAACCUGCCUAAAUGAUUACCGCCCCAUGGCACUCACGUUGGUAGCCAUGAAGUGCUUUGAAAGGCUGGUCAUGGCUCACAUCAUCACCAUUAUCCCAGAAACCCUAGACCCACUUUUUGCAUACCGCCCCAACAGAUCCACAGAUGAUGCAAUCUCAAUCGCACUCCACAUUGCCCUUUCCCACCUGGACAAAAGGAACACUUAUGUGAGAAUGCUGUUCAUUGACUACAGCUCAGCAUUCAAAACCAUAGUGCCCACAAAGCUCAUCACUAAGCUAAGGACCCUGGGACUGAACACCUCCCUCUGCAACUGGAUCCUGGACUUCCUGACGGGCCGCCCCCAAGUGGUAAGGGUAGGCAACAAUACGUCUGCCACGUUGAUCCUCAACACUGGGGCCCCUCAGGGGUGUGUGCUUAGUCCCCUCCUGUACUCCCUGUUCACCCACGACUGCAUGGCCAACACCAUCAAGUUUGCUGACGACACGAGUGGUAGGCCUGAUCACCGACAACGAGGAGACAGCCUAUAGGGAGGUCGUCAGAGACCUGGCAGUGUGGUUUCAGGACCACAACCUCUUCCUCCAAUGUGAGCAAGAUAAAGGAGCUGGUCGUGGACCACAGGAAAAGGCUGGCCGAACAGGCCCCCAUUAACCUUGACAGGGGAGUAGUGGAGCGGGUUGAGAGUUUCAAGUUCCUUGGUGUCCACAUCACUAACAAACUCCACAUCACCAAGACAGUCGAAAAGAUGGCAAGACAACACCUUUUCCCCCUAAGGAGACUGAAAAGAGCUUCCUGCCAUCCAGGACCUAUAUACUAGGCGGUGUCAGAGGAAAGCCCAAAAAUGUGUCAGACUCCAGUCACCCAAGUCAUAGACUGUUCUCUCUGCUACCGCACGGUAAGCGGUACCGGAGCGUCAAGUCUAGGACCAAAAGGCUCCUUAACAGCUUCUAUCCCCCCAAGCCAUAAGACUGCUGAACAAUUAAUCAAAUGCCCCCGCCCCCGCUCCAUUUGUUUUUUACGCCACUGCUACCCGCUGUCUAUCUAUGCAGUCACUUUACCCCUACAAAUUACCUCGACUAACCUGUACCCCUGCACAUUGACUCGGUACCGGUACCCUCUUUAUAUAGCCUCGUUAUUGUUAUUUUAUUGUUUUUAAUUAUUUUUAACUUUUUAGUUUAUUUGGUACAUAUUUUCUUAACUCUUUCUUUACAUUUCUUGAACUGCAUUGCUGGUUAAGGGCCUGUAAGUAAGCAUUUCAUGGCAUUCGGCUCAUUUGACAAAUAAAGUUUGAUUUGAUACUGUUCAAACUUCAAUUAGGGUGGCGCGAUAAGGCCUAAAAAUAAAAUCUACAUUCUUUUUCUAACUUAUAUCUAGAUGUUUUCUCAAAAUAAGCUUUGUUGUGCAAUUUAAAGGUCAAUACACUACAUUUCAAACAGUCAGCGAUAAUCAGGGUUUGUGAAAUUAUACCUGGGCUAAAUAUCAGCCUUCCACAACCAUAGGACCCACUAAUAAAUGAUUUUAUCAAAAUAGUUGAACCUGCCAUUUUGCAGUAUUCACUGAUCUGGCUUUCAAGUCUUUCUUUCUGCCCCUUGUGUUACUUAUUUAGCCAGAACAAUGCACAUUUCACAUCCACUAAUAAUGACCAAGCUCUUGUAGCAGGUGAGUUCAUUACAGAAAAUUAACACAGGUCUCAUAAACGAUCUCUCAAGCACAAGCCCAUGUGUUGGUGAGAAGCCAGCUAAUCUUUAUACACUGCUCAAAAAAAUAAAGGGAACACUUAAACAACACAAUGUAACUCCAAGUCAAUCACACUUCUGUGAAAUCAAACUGUCCACUUAGGAAGCAACACUGAUUGACAAUACAUUUCACAUGCUGUUGUGCAAAUGGAAUAGACAACAGGUGGAAAUUAUAGGCAAUUAGCAAGACACCCCCAAUAAAGAAGUGGUUCUGCAGGUGGUGACCACAGACCACUUCUCAGUUCCUAUGCUUCCUGGCUGAUGUUUUGGUCACUUUUGAAUGCUGGGGGUGCUUUCACUCUAGUGGUAGCAUGAGACGGAGUCUACAACCCACACAAGUGGCUCAGGUAGUGCAGCUCAUCCAGGAUGGCACAUCAAUGCGAGCUGUGGCAAGAAGGUUUGCUGUGUCUGUCAGUGUAGUGUCCAGAGCAUGGAGGUGCUACCAGGAGACAGGCCAGUACAUCAGGAGACGUGGAGGAGGCCGUAGGAGGGCAACAACCCAGAAGCAAGACCGCUACCUCCGCCUUUGUGCAAGGAGGAGCAGGAGGAGCACUGCCAGAGCCCUGCAAAAUGACCUCCAGCAGGCCACAAAUGUGCAUGUGUCUGCUCAAACGGUCAGAAACAGACUCCAUGAGGGUGGUAUGAGGGCCCGACGUCCACAGGUGGGGGUUGUGCUUACAGCCCAACACCGUGCAGGACGUUUGGCAUUUGCCAGAGAACACCAAGAUUGGCAAAUUCGCCACUGGCGCCCUGUGCUCUUCACAGAUGAAAGCAGGUUCACACUGAGCACGUGACAGAGUCUGGAGACGCCGUGGAGAACGUUCUGCUGCCUGCAACAUCCUCCAGCAUUACCAGGUUUGGCGGUGGGUCAGUCAUGGUGUGGGGUGGCAUUUCUUUGGGGGGCCGCACAGCCCUCCAUGUGCUCGCCAGAGGUAGCCUGACUGCCAUUAGGUACUGAGAUGAGAUCCUCAGACCCCUUGUGAGACCAUAUGCUGGUGCGGUUGGCCCUGGGUUCCUCCUAAUGCAAGACAAUGCUAGACCUCAUGUGGCUGGAGUGUCAGCAGUUCCUGCAAGAGGAAGGCAUUGAUGUUAUGGACUGGCCCGCCCGUUCCCCAGACCUGAAUCCAAUUGAGCACAUCUGGGACAUCAUGUCUCGCUCCAUCCACCAACGCCACGUUGCACCACAGACUGUCCAGGAGUUGGCGGAUGCUUUAGUCCAGGUCUGGGAGGAGAUCCCUCAGGAGACCAUCCGCCACCUCAUCAGGAGCGUGCCCAGGCGUUGUAGGGAGGUCAUACAGGCAUGUGGAGGCCACACACACUACUGAGCCUAAUUUUUGAUUUGUUUUAAGGACAUUACAUCAAAGUUGGAUCAGCCUGUAGUGUGGUUUUCCACUAUAAUUGUGAGGGUGACUCCAAAUCCAGACCUCCAUGCGUUGAUAAAUUUGAUUUCCAUUGAUAAAUGUUGUGAUUUUGUUGUCAGCACAUUCAACUAUGUAAAGAAAAAAGUAUUUAAUAAGAUUAUUUUAUUCAUUCAGAUCUAGGAUGUGUUGUUUAAGUGUUCCCUUUAUUUUUUUGAGCAGUGUAUUUAAAUUCUAGCCAACUUGGAUCUAUUAGCUAGCUAACAAGGUUGAACUGUUAAACACUUUCCUGUCCAUCUCCACCUGUUUGAACAGCAUGCUAACCUGCUCAUGUUGUAAUCAAGUGUCCUAGCUGGAUAAGAAUAUGCUUAUUUCACAGAAUGAGAACGAGUUGCCAAAUCCUUACAUAAAUGCUUUUUAUGCUGAUUUCAAAUGGACUAAACAGCUAGCACAUAACACUGUGGCUAAAAUGCUGCUAGCGGUACCUUCAUGCCACGCGCUGACAAACUGAACAAUCUUCCAGUAUCAAUGUUCAUCGUACUCCUGAGUGGCGCAGUGGUUCGAAUCCAGGCUCUGUCGCAGGCUCUGUCGCAGCCGGCCGCAACCGGGAGACUCAUGGGUGGCGCACAAUUGGCCCAGCGUCGUCCAGGGUAGGGGAGGGAAUGGCCGGCAGGGAUGUAGCUCAGUUGAUAGAGCAUGGCGUUUGCAACGCCAGGGUUGUGGGUUCGAUUCCCACGGGGGGCCAGUAUAAAAAAAUAAAAAAAAAUAUUCACUAACUGUAAGUCGCUCUGGAUAAGAGCGUCUGCUAAAUGACUAAAAUGUAAAUGUAAUACUCCCGUUAUUAGUAGUGUCUUCCCUGUGCACAGUUUGGAGUUGAGACAUAAACAGGGUAUCAUUAGAAAGAUUAAUGUAUUUAUUACAGUAAUACAAAGUUUUUUUUUUUUUUAUGUCCAUAUAACUGAUUCUGUUGGACGACACAAAGAUUGAUUUGGAACUGCUUGUCAGAGGUGGGCUCUGUUGUGAGUGGCAGUAGGGAGGGGGUGUGUGAGUUAGUGGGAAUGUGCACAUACAGAGGAGUGAGGGAGACUAGACUAAAAAUGCAUGAGAAGAAGCGGUUCGCGGAGCAAGCAUUCACGGAAAAAAGUCUGACUGCACUCGAAGCUCUUGCUAGCAAGUUGGUCGUUCUCAGCUGUUAGUCUCUUACUGGCAGUAAAAAUUGACGAUUGCCAUAAUUUUUAUUGUUUUCACCAGUUUAAUCUUUGGUUAUUACUUUUAACAAACCAAACAUUAAUAUACAAUUUUAUAGAAAGGUAAAGUAAAAAUCCAAACCGGUCAGUCCAUCAAUACCAGUGUAUAUACUAAAAUAAGGUUUACCGCCCAGCAUUUAAGCAUCACAUCUAUUUCAUUCAAAAUAAACAAAUUAGACAUGGUUGUAGAAGUUAAAUGGUGCACCGCUGUCAUUUAUUGCAUGUCGUCAGCUGAUUGUAUUUAUUUAUUCAAAUACUAUGAUGAAGCAUGCUGCAGCAUGAUACCACCUACCUUGCAACGUAACUGAAAUAUGAUAUAAUUAAUGCUACCUUUCUUUAAGGAAUCAGACAGUGAAGUAGAAGAGCGUCUCGACGACCUAGAGAAGCACCUGAGAGAGAAGGCACUGCGUUCCAUGAGGAAAGCUGGAAAGCUGUCCCCGCCACUGUCCUGA